ACCAAAGAUAACAUAACAAGUUAACAAUAACACAUCAAAUUCCCAAACAAAGAACAUGUAUGCUUCUACUUCCUUUACUUCACAACAUGUCCAUGACAUUCUUGUAGAAGCUCACUCAAGAAGGCUACUCUUCCAAAAUCCAAUUGAUCAUCAAUCACUUAAAAUCAACUCUCCUGUUUUUACAAACAACCACAAUUCAACCGACUCGUAUUUUGGAAGCACCGAAUUUGGUUCAAAUGUUGUGAUGAUAAUUGCAAUCAUAUUAUGUGUGUUUAUUUUUUCACUUGCAUUAAACUCCAUCAUAAGGUGUGCUUGUGCCUUAAGGAUUUCAAACGUAGCCAACAACAGUAACGAGUCUUCUUCGAGUAGCAGCUCUUCAUCUCAAGUGGCUAAAAAAGGAAUCAAGAAAAAAGCUCUUAAGAAAUUCCCAAAAGUGACUUAUUCAACUGAGUUGAAACUACCAGGUUUGGAUACUGAGUGUGUGAUAUGUCUCUCCGAGUUUACAAACGGUGAAAAAGUGCGCAUUUUACCUAAAUGCAACCAUGGUUUUCAUGUUCGUUGCAUUGACAAAUGGUUAAAGGAACACCCAUCAUGUCCCAAGUGUAGACAAUGUGUUCUUGAAACUUGUAGAAAGAUUGGUGGGUCGCAGGUGCAACCGAUUUUGUUGCCAGUGCCAGAAAUUAUUAUACAGAUCCAACCACUAGAUCCUGAAAUUUUGGAGCGUAAUUAUAGAGAAAUAUAAGCUAAUUGUAAUUACAAUCUAUUAAUUCAUUUGGUUAUGGAGAAGGAAAGUUCAAAUGCGGUGAAUUACAAUUUGAAAUUUUCUUUUGCUUUACUUUGACCUCAAAUGUAAUGUUAAUGUUAUAUUAGGUAAAGUUUUGAUUUAGUAUAUAUUCACAAGAAAAGUAUGGUGUAAUUAUUUGAAAUUUUGAAUCGAGAAUACAUAAAUCUUCGGCUAAUUAUUU
Molecule: messenger RNA, 965 nt
Organism: Vicia villosa (hairy vetch)
Lineage: Eukaryota; Viridiplantae; Streptophyta; Magnoliopsida; Fabales; Fabaceae
Product: RING-H2 finger protein ATL78-like
Exons: 1
Coding region: 56-742 (228 amino acids)
Biological process (GO): protein ubiquitination
Molecular function (GO): transferase activity
Source: RefSeq, a predicted model, not a curated record